This is a messenger RNA of Cariama cristata (Red-legged seriema), 693 nucleotides long. RefSeq names its product ribosomal protein L8 (gene RPL8). The record is from RefSeq and is a predicted model, not a curated record. Gene Ontology annotation, biological process: cytoplasmic translation. Gene Ontology annotation, cellular component: cytosolic large ribosomal subunit; ribosome. The transcript has 4 exons. Gene Ontology annotation, molecular function: structural constituent of ribosome; RNA binding. Lineage: Eukaryota; Metazoa; Chordata; Aves; Cariamiformes; Cariamidae. The annotation marks the transcript as partial.
CACAUCUCGGUUUCGACAGGACAUCAUUCACGAUCCUGGCCGAGGCGCUCCCCUUGCCAAGAUUGCCUUCCGUGACCCGUACAGGUUUAAGAAAAGAACCGAGCUGUUCAUUGCUGCUGAGGGUAUUCAUACUGGUCAGUUUGUUUACUGCGGCAAGAAAGCUCAGCUGAACAUUGGCAAUGUUCUGCCCGUUGGCACCAUGCCCGAAGGCACCAUCGUGUGCUGCCUCGAGGAGAAACCUGGUGACCGUGGAAAGCUGGCCCGUGCUUCUGGAAACUACGCAACCGUUAUCUCUCAUAACCCUGAAACAAAGAAGACCAGAGUGAAGCUGCCUUCCGGCUCCAAGAAAGUGAUUUCUUCUGCAAACAGAGCUGUUGUGGGAAUUGUUGCUGGCGGGGGUCGCAUUGACAAGCCCAUCCUGAAGGCUGGCCGUGCCUAUCACAAAUACAAGGCGAAGAGAAACUGCUGGCCGCGUGUCCGUGGUGUGGCCAUGAACCCUGUAGAACAUCCCUUUGGUGGUGGCAACCAUCAGCACAUUGGCAAGCCUUCAACCAUCAGGAGAGAUGCUCCUGCUGGGCGCAAAGUUGGUCUCAUUGCUGCCCGUCGUACAGGCAGACUGCGUGGAACAAAGACUGUGCAGGAAAAGGAGAACUAAAGACCCAGUGUGGAGUCUACAGAAUAAAUUUUUAAAAC